UGACAAUACAGCUCUGUAAGUUUAUUGAUUUUGGGUGGUGACUAACAAACGGACAAACGGCACACAGCUUGGAGUUUUUUUUUUUUUGGAGUUAUUUGAUUCAGAGUUCCCACAUUGAGUGGAAAUGAAGAUAUAAUAAAGUCAAUACAAAAGGUGAGGAAACGUUUUCGGUGUUAAUCAGAGGCAGCCCCGUCAAGUUCUAGCUCUUUGCUGUUGAGACCGAAAGCGAGUGACGCAUUGAAGAUAAAAGAAAAUCGUUAACCAGACGACAGUGUUAAUAAAAAUGGUAGCCACUCCUUAUCUGUUUAACGAAAUAGAGAGGAUAUUCCGAAAUACCCCUUUGUAUGCUAUAGUUUUGGAAGCAUUUCUCCUACUUUCUGUGAUAUGGCUAUUGCUUUACAAGCGCAAUGGCCGCCAACGGUUUACCAAGGAACAAGAGGAUGAAAUAAUAAGUAAAUACGAACCCGAGCCAUUGGUUGCAGACACACUUCCGAACCAUCCUCUGUUACGCACACGUCUGGUUCAGUCUAAAGUUGGCAAACGAAUUGUCGUGGAUGGGUAUGAUUGUCUUAACUUGGCCUCCCAUAACUAUUUGGGAUUGCUUGAAGAUAAUCAAAUACUGGAGGAUGCGUGCAAAAGUUUGCGUAAAUAUGGCGUGGGCUCCUGUGGUCCACGUGGUUUCUACGGUACUAUGGACGUUCAUUUAGAUCUGGAAGAACGUUUGGCCAAAUUCAUGGAAAUGGAGGAAGCGUUAGUAUACUCCUAUGGAUUUUCGACAAUAGCGAGUGCCAUACCCGCCUAUUCAAAGAGAGGGGAUGUCAUUUUCGUCGAUGAAGCUGUUAACUUUGCUAUUCAAAAGGGUCUGGAUGCCUCCAGAAGCACAAUUUACUUUUUCAAACAUAAUGACAUGAAUGACUUGGAAAGACUUCUGAAAGAACAAGCUGUACGGGAUGAUAAGAACCCCAAGAAGGCCGCUAAGACAAGACGUUUUUUGGUAGCUGAAGGCAUUUAUAUGAAUACUGGAGAGAUGUGUCCUCUGCCUGAGCUGGUUGCUUUAAGGGCAAAAUAUAAACUACGCUUCUUUCUCGAUGAAAGCCUAACGUUUGGUGUCUUGGGGAAGAAUGGUCGUGGCCUCACUGAACAUUUAAAUGUAGAUCGCAACGAGGUUGACCUCAUAUCCUCUGGUAUGGAGUGGGCAGUAGCAUCUAUUGGGGGCUUUUGUGUUGGUUCUAAUUUUAUAGUAGAACACCAACGUUUGUCUGGUCUGGGAUACUGUUUCUCGGCUUCCCUGCCUCCACUAUUAGCACAAGCAGCCAUAUCUGCUCUCAAUCUCUUUGAAGCUGAGCCUAAAAUAUUUGAAGAGUUGCAAGAGAAAACAGCAAUAUUGCAUCAAAAAUUUUCACAAUUUUCAAAGUUGAAAUUGAGAGGUGCUGAGCUUUCGCCUGUGAAACAUCUGUUCUUAACUAAAACUCUAGAAAACAACGAAGAGGAAAGAAAACUUCUAACAAAAAUUGCCGAUACAUGUAUAUCUCGAGGUGUGGCGGUAGUUGAAGCAUGCUACCUUUACAAUUUGGAGAAACAUCCUUUACGUCCAAGCAUUCGUAUCGCUUCAAACCGUCUAUUGACUACAGAUGAAAUCGAGCACGCCUUUAAUGUUAUAGAAUCUGUUUCGAGUAAUCUUAUUCAGUAAUUCCUUGAAGUGUAGUGACUUUGCUACUGUCGUACAAUACAUAUAAGUUUCCGCCUUAUGUAGAAAAAACAA
Musca domestica (house fly) is the source of this 1762-nucleotide messenger RNA. RefSeq names its product serine palmitoyltransferase 1 (gene Spt-I). The transcript is spliced from 7 exons. The record is from RefSeq and is a predicted model, not a curated record. Gene Ontology annotation, cellular component: endoplasmic reticulum. NCBI's taxonomy places the organism in Eukaryota, Metazoa, Arthropoda, Insecta, Diptera, Muscidae. Bases 284 to 1690 code for a protein of 468 amino acids. Gene Ontology annotation, molecular function: serine C-palmitoyltransferase activity; pyridoxal phosphate binding. Gene Ontology annotation, biological process: ceramide biosynthetic process; sphingosine biosynthetic process.